Lotus japonicus is the source of this 1177-nucleotide messenger RNA. RefSeq names its product nudix hydrolase 14, chloroplastic. Bases 37 to 978 code for a protein of 313 amino acids. Gene Ontology annotation, biological process: nucleoside phosphate metabolic process; ribose phosphate metabolic process. Gene Ontology annotation, molecular function: ADP-ribose pyrophosphatase activity; ADP-glucose pyrophosphatase activity. The record is from RefSeq and is a predicted model, not a curated record. NCBI's taxonomy places the organism in Eukaryota, Viridiplantae, Streptophyta, Magnoliopsida, Fabales, Fabaceae. The transcript has 7 exons.
UUCUUCUUGCUGACGCCAACGCUCAAGCUUUAAAAAAUGGCUGUGUCUGUUCGCACUGUAUCCGCUGCGUUGAAGCAGUUCGUACCAACCCACGCUUUCCAUCGGAUUUCGACGAAGAAGGUCUUCGGCUGCAAAAUGUCGACCGAGUCACCGCCCUUCACUCACUCCAUCACCCUGCCGAGUAAACAGUCCGAACCCUUUCACAUCGUUGCUGCUCCCGGUGUCUCUCAUUCUGAUUUCUGGAAUGCUAUUGAUUCCUCUUUAUUCAAGCAGUGGUUGCAUAACUUGCAAACUGAGAAUGGGAUUUUAGCUGAUGGUACUAUGACUCUGAGACAAGUUUUAAUUCAGGGAGUAGACAUGUUUGGAAAGCGCAUUGGGUUUCUCAAGUUCCAAGCUGACAUUUUUGACAAAGAAACAGGGCAAAAGAUUCCAGGUAUUGUGUUUGCCAGAGGACCAGCUGUGGCUGUGCUGAUACUUCUGGAAUCAGAGGGUGAGACGUAUGUGGUUCUUACUGAUCAGCCAAGGGUUCCUGUUGGGAAAACUAUUUUGGAAUUGCCUGCUGGAAUGUUGGACGAUGAUAAGGGUGAUUUUGUUGGCACUGCAGUUCGUGAGGCUGAAGAAGAGACCGGCAUCAAGUUAAAGCUAGACGAUAUGGUUGACCUCACUGCUUUUCUGGACUCUUCAACUGGAUACAGAGUUUUCCCCUCUCCGUGUUUUUUUUGUUUUGUUAUUUGGGGUAAGGGAGGAUGUGAUGAAGAAAUCAGCAUCUUUCUGUACAGAGGAAGAGUUGAUAAAGAGAUAAUCACACAGCUGCAAGGUAAAGAAACUGGCCUUCGCGAACAUGGGGAGCUGAUUAAGGUACGUGUAGUACCAUACAAGAACCUUUGGCGCUCAACAGCGGAUUGCAAGGUUCUGGUGGCUGUAGCACUGUUUGAAAUGGCUACCAAAGAAGGCCUGUUGCCUCUUUUGGCUACCUAACUAAAGGAGUAAUAACUAUCUUAUUUAUUUCAUUAUUGGGAUGGCCCUAUAUGUUGCGUACACUUAACCAGAAAGGCUUGGUUGUUGUAUCCCUUACCAAGAGAUUCGCCUAAUACUAUGUUUUUCUUGUAUAUGCGAAGAUUGUAGAUUGAAAACAAUGUUGAUCAAAAGAUGGUAUACACAGCUGACAUUGCUCGCA